CAAUCCUCAGUCCAGGAGACUGUCCUGCAGAGCAGAGGCAUGGCGAGCCAAUCCUACCACACCAGCUCUGAUUGCAGGGUCAGGAACUUUAGCUCCCGCUCUGCCAUUGUGCCCAAGCCUGGGGAUCGCUGCUGUGUCAGUGCCAUGGCCCAUCAUGGGGGCAGUCCCAGGGGGCUAGGCUACAGGCGCCUUGGAGGCUUUGGCAGUCGGAGCCUGUGUACAUUGGGGUCUCCCCGGACUGCGGUGAGUUGUGGAUGGCCUCUACACGCCAGGGGCAGGUUUGGCUACCAGGCUGGGGGCCUUUGCAGGCCCAGCCUCCCCUGCAUCACAUCUGUGACCAUCAAUGAGAGCCUCCUCACGCCCCUCAACCUAGAGAUCGACCCCAAUGCCCAGUGUGUGAAGCACGAGGAGAAGGAGCAGAUCAAGUGUCUCAACAACAAAUUUGCUGCCUUCAUUGACAAGGUGCGCUUCCUGGAGCAGCAGAACAAGCUGCUGGAGACCAAGCUGCAGUUCCACCAGAACCGCGAGUGCUGUGAGAGCAACCUGGAGCCCCUGUUCCAGGGCCACAUUGCAACUCUGCGGCGGGAGGCUGAGUGCAUGGAGGCCCACAGCGGGAGGCUGGCCUCAGAGCUCAACUGCACGCAGGAGGUGCUGGAGGGCUACAAGAAGAAGUAUGAAGAAGAGCUGGCCCUCAGGGCCACAGCUGAGAACGAGUUCGUGCUGCUGAAGAAGGAUGUAGACUGCGCCUAUCUGCGUAAGGCAGACCUGGAGGCCAAUGUGGAGCCACUGAGGGAGGAGUCAGUCUUCCUGCGGUCCCUCUAUGAGGAGGAAAUCUGCCUCCUUCAAUCACAAAUCUCUGAUACGUCCGUGGUGGUGAAGAUGGACAACAGCCGGGAGCUCAACAUGGACUUGGUUGUGGCCAAGAUCAAGGCUCAGUAUGACGAUAUUGCCAGCCGCAGCCAGGCAGAGGCUGAGACCUGGUACCAAACCAAGUGCGAGGAGGUGAAGGCCACAGUGACCCAGCAGCGUGAGAACCUCCGAAGAACCAAAGGUGAGCUCAGCGAGCUGAACCGCAGGAUCCAGAGGCUGACGGCAGAGGUGGAGAAUGCGAAGCAGCAGCGCUGCAAGCUGGAAGCUGCAGUGGCCCAGUCUGAGCAGCAGGGUGAGGCGGCCCUCAGCGAUGCCCGCUGCAAGCUGGCUGAACUGGAGGGUGCCCUGCAGAAGGCCAAGCAGGACAUGGCCUGCCUGCUUAAGGAGUACCAGGUGGUGAUGAACUCCAAGCUGGGCCUGGACGUGGAGAUUACCACUUAUUGCAAACUGCUGGAGGGCGAGGAGAUCCGGCUGUUUGAAGGCAUGGGCUCAGUCAAUAUCUGUGUGAGCCAUUCCGAGGGUGGCGUGGUCUGCGGGGAUGUGGACUCCACUGUCUACCGUGGCUCAGGGGGCGUGGCCAUAAGCAGUGGUGCACUGUGGUCCCCCUCUGUGGUGAGGGCCUGCUCCAGUGCCUGGUCUGUGCAGUUUGUGUAGAGGGUGGUGGGACUCUGGACCCAUGUGUUCUGAUGGGGGCAGUGUGGGUUAGGGAGUGGAAAUCUUUUCUUUUACAUGCCCAAAUGUCAGCUUAGUAAUUUCCCCUUACAGAGAACCCAGAACUAACUCUCCUGUUUCCUUCUUAUUGGAGUUAAUGAUUUGCUCUUCGGGUGUAAACCCUGGGUUUGAUGUUAUUUUCACUUCCAUUGCUUCUCCCCCUUCCUGUGGUCCAGGAAAGAAAUAGAAAGGUUUUUUGCUAUAAAUUGCUCAGUCAUUGUCUUCCCUAGUUAACUUCAGGCUAGCAGAUGUUUAUUAAGUCCCGACUGUGUGCCAGACCCUCUUGGAAAGGAGCCAGCUAGAGGAUGUGCAGUGUGUGGGAACAUCUCUGUGUUUUGCCCUUGGAUGAGAGGGACUCCAGAUACUGUCUCACCAUUGAAGGGCAGUGGGGGUGCAGAGCUGGGCUUCUCACUUGCUCUGAGAGAUUGUAUAUCCCCAGAGUCCCCCAACUAUUCAUGUAACCAGAUUGAAAGGCUGACAGAGCUAAUCAGCUGGGUUUAUACCAUUGGUUUUCUGGAAGUUCAUUGUAUUUACAUAAUUCCUUUAUGGCUCCUUCUUUCUCUUAGUGUGCUUGUUAAACGUCAAUGGCAAAAGGCUUUUUCUUAUUAACCAGGUUAAUACCUGCCUCCUUUAUUGUCUUCGCAACCCACCCAAACCCUGACUGUUUUGGUGCAUCUCACAAUGCACCGGACCACCACCUGCAUCAGGAUCCCUGUGGGGUAGUUGCCAAAUGUGCAGAUCCUGGGCUCCAGCCAGAACUCUCCAUCCAAAGUUCUAGGGAUGAGUCCAGGAAUCUGUAUUUUAACAAACUUCCAGGUGAUUCCUAGAAGAACUAACGUUUGAGAACCACAGAUUUAUGUGGGCAGAGGAAAGAGGACAGUCAGACAAUUAUGGCCAUGAAGUGACUUUUCCUCUGAUUCUCAUGGAUUGGUCUAGCCCCUUUGCAUUUCUGCUUUGUCUAUGCUAAAAGGUCAGACCCACACACACACCAGGGCAGGGU
This is a messenger RNA of Cebus imitator (Panamanian white-faced capuchin), 2581 nucleotides long. RefSeq names its product keratin, type II cuticular Hb5-like. The transcript has 9 exons. Bases 40 to 1524 code for a protein of 494 amino acids. The record is from RefSeq and is a predicted model, not a curated record. Gene Ontology annotation, biological process: keratinization; intermediate filament organization. Gene Ontology annotation, molecular function: structural constituent of skin epidermis. Gene Ontology annotation, cellular component: keratin filament. NCBI's taxonomy places the organism in Eukaryota, Metazoa, Chordata, Mammalia, Primates, Cebidae.